This is a messenger RNA of Aspergillus homomorphus CBS 101889, 1547 nucleotides long. RefSeq names its product 25S rRNA (adenine645-N1)-methyltransferase. Gene Ontology annotation, biological process: rRNA methylation; ribosomal large subunit biogenesis. Gene Ontology annotation, molecular function: rRNA (adenine) methyltransferase activity. Bases 39 to 1547 code for a protein of 502 amino acids. NCBI's taxonomy places the organism in Eukaryota, Fungi, Ascomycota, Eurotiomycetes, Eurotiales, Aspergillaceae. The transcript has a single exon. The record is from RefSeq and is a predicted model, not a curated record. Gene Ontology annotation, cellular component: nucleolus.
CAACAAUUAUCUAUUUUCUUCAGGAACCCAUCGCAACCAUGUUCGCUGUUCCGGGUUGGUCGCUCGAGAACUCUGCUCUCAAGCAGCAGAACGAGCCUGCAGUGCAGGAAAAGGCUAACGACAAAAAUUCCAAGCCAAAUGGCAAGGACAGAAAGCGCAAGCGGGAGGAUAACGUCAACAAGGGAAAUGUGGACGCCAUGUACCGCCGGCACAUUGAGGGGGAGAAGUUGACUCCCUGGGCCAGGAAAAAGGCUGAGAAAGCAGCUGUGAAGGGCGAGAAGAACCAGAACCAGAACCAGAAACAGGCGCCCAAGCAGGAGAAGACCGAGAAGGACGGACCGCAACAAACUGAAGCUGUCGCCGAAGAGGGCGAAAAGCCCAAGAGCAAGAAACAGAAAAAGAACAAGAACAAGAACAAGGAGGAGAAACAGGAGCAAUCACAGGGAGACGUACCCAACGAGCCCUCAACCACCGAGUCGAUGCCCGUGGCCCCGCCGGAGACGAAAGCCAUCCUUACCCCUCUGCAGCAGGCGAUGCGACAGAAGCUCAUAUCAUCCCGAUUCCGUCAUUUGAACGAGACGCUCUACACCACACCCUCCAGCAAGGCUCUUGAGCUUUUCACCUCAAAUCCUGAACUGUUUGACGAAUAUCACGCCGGCUUUGCGCGCCAGGUCAAGGAAUCCUGGCCCUCGAACCCAGUGGAUGGCUACAUCAAGGCUCUGCGCGCCAGAGGCAGCGCGCAUGCGCCAAAGCGGGGCAAGCCGGAUAAUAAAGGUCGAUCCUCGGCUGCUCCCCUUCCCCGACGACCAAACGGAAUGUGUACCGUGGCCGAUCUUGGCUGUGGUGAUGCUCAACUGGCGCGCGCUCUGUUACCGUCCUCCAAGAAGCUGAACCUCAAACUUCUCAGCUACGACCUGCACGCCCCGAAAGACUCGCCUAUCACCAAAGCCGAUAUCUCCAACCUGCCCUUGCCCGAUGGGUCAGUGGAUGUGGCUGUUUUCUGUCUGAGUCUGAUGGGUACCAACUGGGUGUCGUUCGUUGAAGAAGCCUGGCGCGUGCUCCGCGGCGAUGGCAAAGGCGAAUGCUGGGUCAGUGAAGUGAAGAGCCGAUUCGGCAAGGUCACGCGCAAGAAGGCGCAGAUCGGCGCGAAGAAGCCGCUCAGCAAGGCUGAGCAGAAGAAACUGAAGAAGAAGCAGUCCGCUGAUAACGCAGACUCGGAUGUCGACGACAACGAGAUCUACGCUGAGGACGCUCGUCCCGCCAACGACGACGAGACGGAUAUCUCGGCGUUCGUGGAGGUGUUCCGGACGCGAGGCUUUGUUCUGAAGGAGGAGUCUCUCGAUAAGUCCAACAAGAUGUUUGUGAAGAUGGAGUUCGUGAAGGCAGGCGGCGCCCCCACCAAGGGUAAACAUGUCUCUUCUGCUCCAAGUGCUGGCGCCGGCCCGGGCAAGAAGCGGUUUAUCGACAGAUCAUCGCUUACCGACAAGGGCAUGUCAGCUGCUGAAGAAGCUGCCGUUCUCAAGCCGUGCGUCUACAAGAUCCGGUAG